This is a messenger RNA of Olea europaea var. sylvestris, 477 nucleotides long. Its product is annotated as probable serine/threonine-protein kinase PBL26. The transcript has 3 exons. The record is from RefSeq and is a predicted model, not a curated record. Bases 1 to 477 code for a protein of 158 amino acids. NCBI's taxonomy places the organism in Eukaryota, Viridiplantae, Streptophyta, Magnoliopsida, Lamiales, Oleaceae.
AUGGGAACCUGCUGGCCUAAGCCUGUAGAUAAUCAUCCCACCACCACAUCUUCUAGUCCAGUUCAUAAUGAUGCAAAGUUGAUCAAGAACAGCAACAGCAACAGCAACAGCAACAUUCAUGAAGACAGUAGGCUUUCAGCGGCUGAUCCAAAUCGUGGUGGAGAAGUAAGCGUCGGAGGCAGGGACCAUCAGGGUGUUCCUCCAAGCGAGAAUACGACAAUGAGGAAUUCUGCAGUAGCGAGAGAUGUCGAUAACAAUAGCCAAAUGAUCAACAUGGCACGGACCUUCACAUUUGAAGAACUUGCAAUGGCGACCCAAAAUUUUAGAGAAUCUAAUUUAAUCGGGGAAGGAGGUUUUGGAAGUGUUUACAAGGGCUGCCUAGACUCUGACAUGGCAAGUUCUGUUUUACUAUGCAUUCAAAAUGAUGAAAAUUCCAUGUUUGUUGUUUGGAAUUUAUCUUAUCUUACACUGAUGUGA